Messenger RNA from Topomyia yanbarensis, 1056 nucleotides. RefSeq lists its product as uncharacterized. The coding region runs from base 1 to 1056 and encodes 351 amino acids. The record is from RefSeq and is a predicted model, not a curated record. The transcript has a single exon. NCBI's taxonomy places the organism in Eukaryota, Metazoa, Arthropoda, Insecta, Diptera, Culicidae.
AUGUCAAGUGAACUAAAGGAUCUAAAGUUGCAGCAGCGACAGAUUCGAAGCACGUUCGACGGUGUGAAGCAGUUCAUCAAGGGAUUCAAGCGAGAGAAGCAUGAAGCACAUGUCGAAACCAGAUUGGAGAUGCUAGAAGGUGCAAUGAAGAAGAUUUACACAAUUAGAAGGAAAAUAGAUAUGAUCAUGGAAGAUGCAGAGGAGAAGGAGAGACAAGAGUCGAAGGAAGACCCAGGCAAUCGUGAGGCUCGACUAGCAGCACUCAGUGAAAGGCGGGAAGCUGAACAAUCUUCUGUCAUACAGCAAGCUGAAGACACUUACUGCGAGUUGAGGGCAUCAUUGCAGCGACUGCUUGGCCCAACGGCCCAUGCUUCAACGUCUUCGGAGUCAUCAACUGCACCAGUACCAAUAACUCCCAGUGCUUUCUCGAAGGUGAAGCUGCCAGAAAUUAAACUCCCGAAUUUUGGAGGCAAACUUCGAGAUUGGGUCACGUUCCGAGACAUGUUUAUAAGCCUAAUUCACCGCAACCACCAACUAACCGAGAUAGACAAAUUCACGUACCUUCGGUCAUCGCUUGUAGGCGACGCGCUGCAGGAAAUCUGUACUAUAGAGAUUUCAGCGGCGAACUACAAAAUAGCGUGGGAUCUGCUCCAGAAACGUUUCGAAAACAAGAAACUAAUUGUAAAGGCUCACCUUGAUGCACUUUUUGCUGUGGAACCAAUGAAACGCGAAUGUUACGACGGUUUGAGCCAUCUGCUCAGUGAGUAUGACCGGAAUCUGCAAAUGUUAGAUAAGAUCGGCGAAAACACUCAGAACUGGAGUACCAUCCUCGUCUACAUGAUGUGCUCCAGGCUAGACUCUGUUACUCUCCGCCAUUGGGAAUCGCACCAUUGUUCUAAGGAGGUUCCCACCUAUGAUGAGUUAGUCGAUUUUCUUCGCAAUCACUGUGCUGUACUUCAGUCGAUUGCCCCAGCCAAACCCUGCCAGACAGAGAUGAAGAAACCUCGUUUCACCGUCAGUCAUUUUCACGCGACAACUGAAGCUGCCAAUCGUUGA